Messenger RNA from Oryzias melastigma (Indian medaka), 4393 nucleotides. RefSeq names its product pleckstrin homology, MyTH4 and FERM domain containing H3 (gene plekhh3). NCBI's taxonomy places the organism in Eukaryota, Metazoa, Chordata, Actinopteri, Beloniformes, Adrianichthyidae. Gene Ontology annotation, biological process: signal transduction. Bases 524 to 2890 code for a protein of 788 amino acids. The record is from RefSeq and is a predicted model, not a curated record. The transcript is spliced from 13 exons. Gene Ontology annotation, cellular component: cytoskeleton.
GUUUUCGUCACUGCGGGGAGUGUCUGCGCUCGACCAAUCCCGCGCGGGAUUUGAGGUCAGGGGGCGGGGCUUCACGUCUCACUGCAUCCUAAAUCCAGCUGCUGCAGCACGCUUUUGUUCAAACUCUGAAGUCAGGCGGCCGGGAGGAAAGUUUCUUUUUACUCAGAAAAUGUUCGCGGAAACGGAUCGAUGAAGAUCGAACUUUAAAGCGACUUUUUUAAUUCUCUUUUUGUCGACAUUUGGGAUUUAAGCAGCUCGUGAACGGAGGAUCUGUGCGUCCAGGACUUUUCCUUAAACCACUCCGUUGACUGCUGUGUGGAAUAUGACUGCUGUCCUGCACAGCUGAGAGACUUUUAAUGCCAUUUUUGACCGGAAGGAGAGGGUAAAUGUAUGUUUGCCCUCACCCUCCCCGUUGGAGACCUAUGGAGAGGCUGUACUGUGCGCAUUUACGCGGCUCCUGGACUCACAAACACUGAUUCCACAGACCUGGAUAGCGCAAAACGGGACACUUAACCCAAUUUGAAUGCCUUUGCAAGGAGUUUGCUGGUUUUUUUGCUGCAGGCAGGGCUUCAGUUUGCUGGGACGGGACUAUGGGGAAAAAGAGGAGGAAGAGUCUUUUGAAUUGCGCAACAAGGAGGACUUGACUCCCAAUGGACGGGCUCCAGGUGAAGUGAUUGCUUCUCAACCAACUUGUGCAGGAAACGGGACAAACGGACAUGCUGUCCCACAAUCACCUGGUGAGAUGAAGACUCUGAUUAUUGAGAAGAGCAAGAUGGGGGUGGAGGAGGAACCAGAGCUGUUGGUGAAAGGUUGGCUGUUGCGUGAGGUGCGAGGCAGCUGGGUGAAGCAACGUCGGUACUGGUUUGUGCUGAGCCAGGACUCCCUGGAUUACUACAGCGGAGCAGAGAAGGGAGCCCGCAGACUGGGAACGCUGGUCCUUACCAACCUCUGCUCUGUCAUUUGGCCAAACAAGCAGACAUACAAGGAGACGGGUUAUUGGAGCAUCACAGUGUAUGGAAGAAAGCAUUGCUACAGGCUGUACACGAGGCACUUCAAUGAAGCGGUGCACUGGGCUUGUGCCAUCCAGAAAAUCAUCGAUACCAAAUCGCCUGUGGAAACCCCGACGCAGCUCCUGAUCCGAGACAUCGAGGAGAAUAAGUUCAACCCCGAGGUGGUGGAGCACAUCUACGAGCACAACACCAUCCUGAAGUACACGCAGGGUCCCCUGUAUGCGCCCCUGCUGCCGUUCCCCUAUGGAAGCAUAGAGCACACAUACCACAGUGGGAAGGGCUACGGCUCGGUGCGUGAGGAGGCUGUGAGGAUCUUCAACUGCCUGCAGCAGCUAGAGUCGGUGCGGGAGCCGGUUCCUAUCAUCCAGGGCGUGCUCCAGACCUGCCUGGACCUGCGGCCACUCCGUGAUGAAGUUUACUGUCAGCUAGUGAAGCAGACCAGCUACACCCCCUCACCUUACACGGCUGCACAUCUGCGAUACUGGCAGCUUCUCACCUGUAUGAGCUGCACCUUUCUGCCUGGACCCACUGUGCUGAAAUAUCUGCGAUUCCACCUUAAGAGAAUCCAGAGCCAAAGUCCGGAGUCUGAAAUGGACAAUUAUGCGUCAUUCAUCAGCGAGGCUCUGGACAAAACAAAGUGUCGGGAGUGCGUGCCAUCUUGGGAGGAGAUCCAGAUGCUGAUGAGCCGUCAGGAGAUGCUGUGUACUGUGCACUAUCCUGGCCCCGGAUCCUGCCAGCUCUACAUCAGCUCGCACACCACCGCCAACGAGGUGGUCCGAAGGAUGCAAGAGAAGUUGGGCCUGCAAGACAGCAAAAAUACGUUUGCACUGUAUGAGCAGAAUGCACUGUGGGAGCAGCCGGUCGCUGGGAGCGCUCUGAUCGCCGACGUCCUGACCAGGUUUAAAAACAUCACCAACAAAGAGUCAGAGUCCAAAUCCCAGUGGAAACUCUGCUUCAAGCUCUACUGCCUGUUGGAUGCUGACAACAUAUCGGUGGACAGCAUCGAGUAUUUCUUCCUCUUUGAGCAGUGCCAUGACAUGGUGGUGCGUGGUCAGCUGCCGGCGUGUGAAGAAGACCUCCAAGCGUUAGCCGCCCUCAGGCUCCAGUGCCUGAUGGGCGACUUCAGCACACACGUCCCCUGCCCGCCUCUGGAUGAACUUUACCCAGGUCGAAUGCUUGAAACUCAGGUUCUCGUGUCGCUCUCGAGCCCUCAAGCCAUGCCCCCCUGCAAAGGGGCGGCUCAGGGCUGUCCCACGAUGCAGCGCUUCCCCACGGGCCUCCUGGCGGGGACGCUGUGGAGCCACACGGCUACGGCGGCGCACAAGCAGAAGGUGGAGCAGGACAUACGGCUGAGAAGCCGGCUGAAGGAGGAAGCGGCGGCUGUCAUGGCGUCCAUCUUGGAGCGCUGGAAGGGUCUGGCUGGGUACAACCGCAGGGAUAGCAUGGCCGCCUACCUCGCAAUCGCACGCCAGUGGUCGGGUUUUGGAUGCACUCUUUAUGAGGUGGACUUUUAUAUUAGUUCAUCCGGGAGUUUCUCACAGAAACUGUGGCUCGGUGUAGCCGCCACAUCCGUGUCUUUGUACAAGCAGGGCGAAUCCGAGGCGCUGGAGUCCUUCCCCUACGGGCAGAUCUGCUCCUACGGAGUCUCCGACAGCAACACCUUCAAGAUCACCGCUGGAGAUCGAGAUCUGCUUUUUGAAACCAACAAGCUGACGGAGAUCAUGCAGCUGAUGAACGCCUAUUUCAACGCCAUCCAUCGCCAGAGAGGUAAAGGAGAGGAUCCGGACAUCACCAUCACAGAGAGCACAGAGAUGAGCUUCCGGCACCUGGCCCCCACGCCGACACCCACCCUCCUGGAGCUGCCCUCGCACCCUGUUUGAGAGGAACUCAUGCCCGGAUGUCCCCCUCAACCCCCACCUUCCUCCUACGAGGCCCAGUCUCGCUCCUCAGGACCCUGAGCCUCCUCUGCUGGGAACGGCGCAGCAGCCAAAACAAAGAAAGGGCUGUUUUCACUUCCCAUCCAUGAAAAUAAACCCUCACUGAGACUUCCAGCUGAAGAAGCUGGCUAUAUAAUGGGAAAGAGGCAGGGAGGGGGACCAGAAACGCACAUAAGUGUUGUUUUUUUUGAAGUGAUCUUCAAAAUGUGAGAGAGAAGGAGCUAAGACUGCAACGAUAAGCUGUGGUACUCCACUCCCGAAAGCUAAAACACUACCGUUUCUCCUCUGGAGGUGUGCCACGUUAAACGAGCUUUUCCUAGAAAGUGCCGGUCCCUCGUGCACCGCCGACGUAGUGUCGAGAACAUUCAGUCACCUCUGGCCUGCACACUCCUCCCCUCGUUUAUGCCCACAUGCUCAUCAGACGGUCCGUUUUCAUAAGCUCCCAGCUGGGCUUGCAUUACCUGGAACUGUUGACGAGCAGAUCCAUGUGAACUUGGGAACUGGAAACAGAUGUUGGAGCUCCAUAACCCAGUCACUUGGGCUGCCACAGUUCUCCAGCCUCUUUCCCAGUCUAUUGAUCUCCAAAAAAGUUUUUCUUUUUGCCCUUGGAUAACACUUGACUGAUUGGUUAACUUUGCUUGAGUCAGUUACUGUUCCAAUGCAGCUUUAUUAUUUCUCAUGUAUAUAUUAGGGGAAUCAUCCAAGCUUUGUCUUCGUCAGCGGAUUGGAUCAUGGAAGAGCUGACACUUAUCAUGCAACGUUCCCCCUAAAAGCAGAUCAUUUUGUUAAUCGGGCAAUCCAUUUUUUUUUAAUUUAUCCCUUGUUUUAAAUUCUUAGAACCACAGAUUCUUUUUCUAGAAGCACCUUGUGUUUCAAUCCUGUGUAACUUUGAGGAUUCUUACGGUUUUAGCCAAGUCACAGGUUUGAGCGUGGACCAAAGAUGUUUUUUUUUUAUUUUUAUUUUUUAUGCAGACAGAUUCCCAAAGUCAACUCUCUUCACUUUUGUCUUUAAGAAUAAAUGUAGAAGUCCCAGUAUAUAUGCUGAUUUCCUUUUUAUUUUGUAAUAUCGACAAUGUAGGAAUAGGACUUUCUUUUUUUUCAUACUACAGCAGCGACUCCCCUCCCGCCCCCUCACCACGGAUGGCCUUGGCAGUCAUUGCACGGUCAGUUUCCUGCUUAGAAGUAGGUCUUUAGCAUUUUCUACUGCAGCUGCAGGCAGCUUCAUUUAUGGAAAAGGAAAAAAAAAGUAAAACUAACACAAAAAGGCAUACAACUCUGGUUAGUAUCGAGCUUGUUUGUAUGCUGCAUGGUACCUUUUUAUGUAAUAUACUUGUAUGUAUAGCCAGUUGCACUAUUGUUUUUAAACUAACUUGGGAGUGCAAUAAAAACUAUAAAUACUGUAUGUAAUUAAUAAAUAAGCACCAUUUUACCAUAAUUGCACUAUGA